Condylura cristata (star-nosed mole) is the source of this 1371-nucleotide messenger RNA. Its product is annotated as tripartite motif-containing protein 60-like. The transcript has a single exon. NCBI's taxonomy places the organism in Eukaryota, Metazoa, Chordata, Mammalia, Eulipotyphla, Talpidae. The coding region runs from base 1 to 1371 and encodes 456 amino acids. Gene Ontology annotation, molecular function: protein binding; zinc ion binding. The record is from RefSeq and is a predicted model, not a curated record.
AUGGCUUUUGCCGCCGGCCUGGUUGAGCUCCAAGCAGAGACCAGCUGCCCCGUCUGCCUGGACUACCUCAGACACCCAGUGACCCUGGACUGUGGCCACAACUUCUGUGGCUCCUGCAUCCAGCAGCGCUGGGAAGACCUCCGGGACAUCUUCCCCUGUCCCCUGUGCCUCCACCACUGUGCUGACAGGAGCCCCCCCAGGAACACCCAGUUGAGCCACCUGGUGGACAUUGUCAAGCAGCUUCCUGGCCAGAGAGGCCCAGGGCAGGAGGAGGAGCCCCUGUGUGAGAAGCACUCCCAGGGGCUGACCCUGCUCUGUGAGGAGGAUCUGGAGCUGCUGUGUCCCAGGUGCAGGGUGUGCUCUGACCACCAAGGUCACCUCCUGAUGCCCCUGGGGCCAGCUGCAGCCAGGCACAGGCAGAAGCUCAAAAGCUUCCUUGAGCUUCUGAAGUGUCAGGUUGAAGUGGCCCAAGCACAGUGUGAAAUGCAGAUUUCAAAAUCCAUUGAAUUGAAAUGGAAGAUGGAAAACCACAAGGAAGAAUUAGGCCCCGAAUUCAAAGAGCUUCUAGUUUUCCUGAAAAGGGAGCAGGUGGCAAUUGAUGCCAGGAUGCUCGCAGAGGAGAUGGUCGUGGGCCAGAGAGUCACGGAGAACAAGAGCCAGCUCUUAAGCCACCUGUCCACGCUGGAGGAUCUGCUCCUUGAAAUCCCAGAGAAGUGUCUGCAGGCAGACCUGGAUUUGCUGGCGAGCGUCAAGACGCUCCACAGCAGGUGUGAAGACCUGCAGCCACCAGGAGUGUUCUCCUGUGAGCUCCAGAAGGAGAGCUGCCCUCUCCCUCCUCACUACCUGGGCCUGCACAACAUCAUCCGCACCUUCCAGGCAGAUCUGACGCUGGAUCCCAAGAAGGCCCACCCGGGCCUGCUUGUCUCCAGAGACAGAAAAAGUGUGACCAUGAGGGCAGUGCCGCCAGAGCUCCUAAGGGGAGCCCAGGGCCUGCUCUCUUACCCUCGGGUCCAGAGUGGGGAGGGCUUUGAGGCUGGCAGGCACUUCUGGCAGGUGGAGGUGCGAGGCCCAGGGGUCUGGUCGCUAGGUGUGUGCAACGACUCUGUCUGCACGAAGGGUCUGAGGUCAAUAUCCCUGAGCCCUGGGUCCUGGCAGUUUCAGCCCUCCCUGUGGGCACUGGGUCCAGAAACCCCAGAGCAAAUUGUGCGGAUUGGGGUGUUUCUGGAUUAUGAGUUGGGGGAGCUCUCUUUUUUUGACCUGAAUAACAGGUCCUUUUUGUACUCAUUCACUGACAUUUUCACAGGAAAACUGACGCCCUGUUUCUCCUUUGGCACUUCCUCAAAAUCCCUCACACUCAGUCUGCUGUCUUAG